Molecule: messenger RNA, 949 nt
Organism: Paramuricea clavata
Lineage: Eukaryota; Metazoa; Cnidaria; Anthozoa; Malacalcyonacea; Plexauridae
Source: the annotation of a GenBank genome assembly
CCAACGGAACGAACAACGCUUUCGCAAAGUACGACACGAUGGACCUUCAGAUGACGUGGUUAAUUCCGCGCGACCAACAAUUGAUACAGUUCAAGAGCCGCCAUCAGUGACGCUUUUUAUGCGGACGACUGGGUUGCACAUAAAGCAAUUUUACUGUGAUUUUUUGAGGACAACCGUCUUGUUUUGGCCCGCUUCGUAUGGAAAGCUAGUCGUGGUUUUCGAUCAGGAAUCGUCUCUGGAUCACAAAAUAGGAAACAUUUUGGAGAGACAGUUUCAUCAAUUCUUCCCGUAUCGCAAACUUGAAAUACUCUACGAGCCUCUUCCGAGGAACUAUGAAACGCUGUUGAAGCUUCCUUGGCCGAAACGCGACACUGGCUACAAUCGUCAAAUCUGGAGCAGCUUUUUUAAUGAUUUAUACACGAACGACACGGUCAUUGCGUGGGUGGAUUCUGACACUGCAUUCUCCACUUCAGUGACGAUAAAUUCCAUAUACUACGGUACGCGGUUGAGAGCGAUAGGAACGGAUUGCACAUCAUCACAAUUAGACUAUCCUGGACGUUGUCUAAAAAGCGCGGAGAUCUCCAUUGGGCUACCGGCUGUAGCGGACUUCAUGCUGAAUUUUCCGAUAUACAUAUAUCGCGAUACGUAUGCCAACUGCAGGGAAUACUUAAUGCGAAGAUACAAAGCCCGCAACUUUGAGGAAGUCUACAGGAACAUUAGUGCUUACGACUUAAUUUGUCCCGUAACGACAAUACUCAACUACGCAUGGCACUUCGAGAGAGAUCGCUACGACUGGAGUUUCAAGAUUUGCUCCGCACCUCUCGAUGAAUACAACAAGCGCUUUCGACCCAACGCUACCAUCAGGCCCUACGACAUAAAACCCGUCAUGGCGGCUCCUCUGGCAAGCCUUCAUACUGGCGAUCCUAAGUCGGCGCUUCAUUCGGCCCAG